AUGUCCCACAGGAAGUUCGAGGCUCCCCGUCACGGGUCAUUGGCAUUCUUGCCGCGAAAGCGCGCCGCCCGUCACAGGGGUAAGGUCAAGAGCUUCCCCAAGGAUGACCCGAAGAAGCCCGUCCACCUCACCGCGACCAUGGGCUACAAGGCCGGUAUGAGCACCAUUGUCCGCGAUCUCGAUCGUCCUGGAGCCAAGUUGCACAAGAAGGAGAUUGUCGAGGCUGUCACCGUUGUCGAGACUCCUCCGAUGAUCGCUGUCGGUCUUGUCGGCUACAUCGAGACUCCCCGUGGUCUCCGCUCGCUCACCACAGUCUGGGCUGAGCACUUGAGCGACGAGGUCAAGCGUCGCUUCUACAAGAACUGGUACAAGAGCAAGAAGAAGGCUUUCACCAAGUACGCCAAGAAGCACUCUGAGAACAGCGGCCAGUCAAUCACCCGCGAGCUCGAGCGUAUCAAGAAGUACUGCCAGGUCGUCCGUAUCCUCGCUCACACCCAGAUCUCCAUGACUCCUCUCAAGCAGAAGAAGGCCCACUUGAUGGAGAUCCAGGUCAACGGUGGUUCCAUCGCCGACAAGGUCCAGUUCGGUCACGGUCUCUUCGAGAAGCCCAUCGAGAUCACCUCCAUCUUCGAGGAUAACGAGAUGAUCGAUGUCAUCGCCGUCACCAAGGGUCACGGUUACAACGGUGUCACCUCCCGAUGGGGCACCAAGAAGCUUCCGCGCAAGACGCACAAGGGUCUCCGCAAGGUCGCCUGUAUCGGUGCCUGGCAUCCGUCCCACGUCCAGUGGACUGUUGCCCGUGCUGGUCAAAUGGGUUACCACCACCGAACCUCCGUCAACCACAAGAUUUACCGCAUCGGAAAGGGUACCGACGAGGGCAACGCAUCCACCGACUUCGAUGUCUCCAAGAAGCAGAUCACUCCUCUUGGUGGCUUCGUCCGCUACGGUGAGGUUAAGAACGACUUCGUUCUGCUCAAGGGUGCCAUUCCUGGUGUGAAGAAGAGGGUUGUUACUCUCCGCAAGUCUAUGUUCGUGCACACCAGCAGGAGGGCGCUGGAGAAGGUCGAGCUCAAGUGGAUCGACACCUCGUCCAAGUUCGGUCACGGUGUCUACCAGACGGCGGCAGAGAAGAAGACGGCUGUCGGUACGCUCAAGAAGGACCUCACUGCCGCCUCAUAG
This is a messenger RNA of Didymosphaeria variabile, 1179 nucleotides long. It is a transcript of the gene RPL3, whose product is annotated as 60S ribosomal protein L3. The transcript has 4 exons. Gene Ontology annotation, biological process: translation; ribosomal large subunit assembly. The record is from RefSeq and is a predicted model, not a curated record. Gene Ontology annotation, molecular function: structural constituent of ribosome; RNA binding. Bases 1 to 1179 code for a protein of 392 amino acids. NCBI's taxonomy places the organism in Eukaryota, Fungi, Ascomycota, Dothideomycetes, Pleosporales, Didymosphaeriaceae. Gene Ontology annotation, cellular component: cytosolic large ribosomal subunit; ribosome.